Messenger RNA from Fraxinus pennsylvanica, 630 nucleotides. The record is from the annotation of a GenBank genome assembly. Lineage: Eukaryota; Viridiplantae; Streptophyta; Magnoliopsida; Lamiales; Oleaceae.
AUGGCUCGUGGAAAGAUUCAGAUGAAGAGGAUUGAGAAUCCGGUGUACAGGCAGGUGACUUUCUGCAAACGGCGUGCAGGGCUUCUCAAGAAGGCUAAGGAGCUCUCUCUGCUGUGUGAUGCUGAAAUUGGAGUUCUCAUUUUCUCCGCCCACGGAAAGCUCUAUGAACAAGCCAGCAAAGGAACCAUGCAAGGUUUGAUAGAGAGAUACAUGAAAAGUAUUCGGGCAGCUCAAGCUGAACAAGUUAUCAAAGAUGAGGAAGUUGAAGAUCUUAAAGAUGAGAUUAGCAAGUUGAAGCUUGAGAUUGAUGUUCUCCAGAAAGGGAUAAGAUUCAUAUAUGGAGGAGGAAAUGGUUCAAUGUCCUUGGAUGAAAUGAACUUUCUUGAGAAACGUCUUGAAUUAUGGAUGUGCCAUGUUCGCUCAGCAAAGAUGGAUAUUAUGUUUCAAGAAAUCCAGUUGCUGAAGAACAAGGAGGGAAUACUGAAGGCAGCUAAUGAGUAUCUACAAGAUAAGAUGGACGAGCAAUAUGGGAUUGAUAAUAUGGCACCAAUGCUUACUAACGCUGAAUACCCACUGAUGAGUAACAAUCAAUUCCCACUAACCAUACAAAAUGAAAUAUAUCAGUUCUAA